Molecule: messenger RNA, 1142 nt
Organism: Nicotiana tabacum (common tobacco)
Lineage: Eukaryota; Viridiplantae; Streptophyta; Magnoliopsida; Solanales; Solanaceae
Product: sulfiredoxin, chloroplastic/mitochondrial-like
Biological process (GO): cellular response to oxidative stress
Cellular component (GO): cytoplasm
Molecular function (GO): sulfiredoxin activity
Source: RefSeq, a predicted model, not a curated record
UUUUGUGUUCAAAUAUAUAUGAAGAAGUCGUGUCAGCUUCAAACACAAGAGGUCUGAAAAUGGCAAAUUUUGUAGUGCAACUUCCAAAUAACCUGCGUUUGCGGAGCUUCACUGUCUCGUCCUCCUCUAACGGGUCAACUCCUGGUGUGCCUCAAUCAGCGGGGCCAGUGAUUCUUGAACUUCCCCUUGAUAAAAUCCGAAGGCCACUCAUGCGUACCAGAGCUAAUGACCAGCAAAAAGUGAUGGAACUGAUGGAUAGCAUUAAGGAAAUCGGGCUUCAAGUACCUAUUGAUGUGCUUGAGGUGGAUGGAGUUUACUACGGGUUUUCUGGUUGUCAUCGCUAUGAAGCUCAUCAGCGGCUUGGCCUUCCAACUAUUCGUUGCAAAAUUCGUCGUGGAACAAAAGAAACCUUGAGGCACCAUCUUCGAUAAGAUCCUGCUAAAUUACUCUAAAUGGGAGAUACAUGAUAAUAGAUUGUCUUCCAACACUGAUGAUGUAUAUGUAAUGUAUAUGCAUACAAAAUUUGCCAAUGUUUGAUGUAUUCAGUACCUAAAGUUGGAGUUUGUACAUUAGACAUGGUUGAUGAUGCAAAAGAAGAUAAUGAGUUUAUGCAUUGCUAUACAAAUCCCAGGCCAUAACUACACCAGUAAACCAAAGCAACAUUGCACAAUUGUUGUUUCACUUUCCCUGGAAGGGAUUCUCAUCUUUCUCGUUCUUCCCCUUUGCUAUGGGCUACUAUUUGGUAAAAAUGCCCCCUUAUGUUUCUCUCAUGGUAAGAAAAACUUCAAAUAAAGGCUCAAGCGACAUAUUGCAGUUCUUCAAAAGGAUAAGAACCAGUGACAAAUCACCAGACCAUGCUGGUUUGUUUGGUUGGGUUGAGGUUGUCGAUCAUUGAAGAGGCAGAGGCUGGAUAUUAGAAAUUUAUGAUUCUUGUUCUUCUUGUAUUGGUUUUUUCCCCCCUCCCCUUCAAUUCCAUUUAUAGAGCAGAAUAGUCAAGGAAGGUAAUUGUGCCAAGGCGAAGACACUAGUGCAAUGGUGAAACUUAGAACUCGAGGAUGCUACAUGAGACAAGUGGGAUUACAUUAUGUAGCGAUGUCCGAAUUCAUUACACAACAAAUGCAAAUUGAGAUAUUUCAUACUUA